CUUGGUGUGUGCCUUGCCUAGUUUCACUUGAUACUCUUCAGGAAUUAUGUAGAAAAGAAAAGCUCACAUGUAAAUCGAUUGGAAUCACCAAAAGGAAUCUAAACAAUUAUGAGGUGGAAUACUUGUGUGACUACAAGGUAGUAAAGGAUAUGGAAUAUUAUCUUGUAAAAUGGAAAGGAUGGCCAAAUUCUACAAAUACUUGGGAACCUUUGCAAAAUCUCAAGUGUCCAUUACUACUUCAGCAAUUCCUUAAUGACAAACAUAAUUAUUUAUCUCAGGUAAAGAAAGGCAAAGCAAUAAUUCCAAAAGACAAUAACAAAACUUUGAAACCUGCUAUUGCUCGAUACAUUGUAAAGAAAGCCAAACAAAGGAUAGCUCUGCAGAAGUGGCAAGAUGAACUCAACAGAAGAAAGAAUCAUAAAGGAAUGAUAUUUGUUGAAAAUACUGUUGAUUUAGAGGGCCCACCUACAGACUUCUACUACAUAAAUGAAUACAAACCAGCUCCUGGAAUCAGCCUGGUCAAUGAAGUGACCUUUGGUUGUUCGUGCACAGAUUGCUUCUUUGAGAAAUGUUGUCCUACUGAAGCUGGAGUUGUGUUGGCUUAUAAUAAGAACCAACAAAUUAAAAUCCCACCCGGUACUCCCAUCUAUGAAUGCAAUUCAAGAUGCCAGUGUGGACCGGAUUGUCCCAAUAGGAUCGUACAGAAAGGCACACAGUAUUCACUUUGCAUCUUUCGAACUAGCAAUGGCUGUGGCUGGGGUGUAAAGACCCUUGUGAAGAUUAAAAGAAUGAGUUUUGUCAUGGAAUAUGUUGGAGAGGUAAUCACGAGUGAAGAAGCUGAAAGACGGGGGCAGCUGUACGACAACAAGGGGAUCACGUAUCUCUUCGAUCUGGACUAUGAAUCUGAUGAGUUCACGGUGGACGCGGCUCGAUACGGAAAUGUGUCACACUUUGUGAAUCACAGUUGUGACCCAAAUCUUCAGGUGUUCAAUGUUUUCAUCGAUAACCUCGAUACUCGACUUCCCCGAAUAGCAUUAUUUUCCACAAGAACCAUAUAUGCUGGAGAAGAACUAACUUUUGAUUACCAAAUGAAAGGUUCUGGAGAUACAUCUUCAGACUCUGUUGACCACAGCCCUGCCAGAAAGAGGGUCAGAACUGUGUGCAGAUGUGGUGCGGUGACAUGUAGAGGUUACCUCAACUGACUAUUAGAGAAUACAGCUGGAGAUCAUGGUAGUUCGGUUUUUCCUAAUGUUAACACUUAAAAGUAUUGGACUCAUCAUAUUAUCAAGAUGAUACUAUGUUAAUUUACAGUUCCUCUUCCAAGACAUCUGCCAAAUACAUUACUGUUGCUGUGAAGAAGACACAGGGUCACAUAGGCUAAUCUGAAAUGGACCUAGGUGGUUAGAUCCCAGAUGCGGAAGACAGUAUCUCCAGAUCAGCAGGCGCACACUUAAGAAGUCUGUGAGCACAGAAGUGUGCCCCCUUCUGUGCUUGAAAAGUGUUACAUUGAAAAGCUAACAGUUGCUGAGAUGAAACGUUCAUCUUGCCAUAUACUUUGAUUUCAAAGACACAGUUAAUUCAGUUUGGACGAAUACACAAGUUCUGGUUUUGUUACUGUAUUGUUAUUCUUAUUAAACGUUCACUGUUCUUGCUUUUGAGACGAAUAGGUGAUGCUGAAUUUAUACUCCGUUUUCUUCUACUUUUUCAUUAAAACAUUGUCAUCGUGAUACAGGAAUUUAAAGUGUAAAAUAUUUCAGCUUGAUUUCCUAUUUUGAAAGAAUCUAAAUCAUUAUGAAGAUUGUAUGUCUAAACCUGUAAUUUAAGAUUUUUUAUUCUACAGAAGAAAAAUCUCCAAAGGUCCAGAGAAGUCCAGAAGGGCUGGCCAUUAUGCUCUAACAGGAUAGGACAGUGGGGCCGGGAGGGCUCGGGAGCACCUGUGAGGAAGGGAAGCGCUCUGAGGGCAGCGCGGUGCCUGGGUUAGGGGACUCACGCUGAGCGCCUCUGAUUGACACUGACCCCAGCUCCCCGGGAGCAGCUGUACCAAGUAACGUCUCACUCACUAACACCGUCCUCUCAUUUCAAGCAGUUCUAAGGUUUCCUUUCCACCAAACUAUUUUUGUAUUUCCUGCAGGUGGUUCUUAAAAAGUAAUUUAUAUUUGAACUGAUAACUUGUUUUAUACAUGAAUUUCUAGAUGUGGUAAAGCUAACGUUGGCCAAAGUGUGUGCGUGAAUUGAGACCUUUUAUUAGCUGACCUACUGUAUAAAGAGUGACAUGGAAAUUUUUUCCACUUUUGUAGUAAAACCUCAAUCAGGAAAACUUUCUGUCUCCGAUGCUGGGACUUCUCGUGGUGUCCAGCGUGAAGGUUAGUGCAGCAGGUUAGCCUUCGGCGCCCCUCACCGAGUUCUUCCGACGCCUGCUGCUCUAGGUGUGAGUGGGUAAAACUGAGCUAAACUGGGGGCUGCAGCACUUCAGAUACCUUAAUUCUCGACCUGUCUUUCAGGGAAGCUGUGCUUUAUGAUGUUGCUGCCACGUGACUUUGUGCUUUUAAAAUACAGGAUAAACUGUAUGUUUUGGGCCUUGUGUCUGCUAACCAAAAAUCACAGGAUGUGUCAAGAAAAAAAUUAUUUUUUAAUGGCAUUUCUUUAUGAAAAGUGAACGUCCACAGUGUUGGUGGUGAGAACACAGAGAGUGACAGGUCGCCCCCACGUGGCCAAGCUUACUCCAGUUACCAUUCUUACAGGUUAUGACAGACUUUUUAAAAUCACUGUUCUAUCUAGUUAUUUGAUUUUGUCUACUAUCUCAGUUUUUUGAAAUUUAAAACUGGAGGCAGAGGGGAAAAGACUGUUUUUAGUAAACCUGUAGUUCUGCUUUGUCCUGAGAGAUUUCAUAGCCUUUGAAAUUUUAAACACAUACUUGCAUAACAUUUCUUAAUAAAUAUGAAGCUUAACUUACACAGUAAAGUAAUAGAAACUAUUUAAAGGAAGCCCUUUGGAACGUAACUGUUUGGAAGUCAGCACUUGAGUUUCUUCACUCGCAUUUGCAAAAGAUAACAGAAUUUGUUCUCAAGAUAAAAAUUUUCAAAGGCAGCAGUAACAGCAAGUUUAAAAUGCAAAUCUAGGAUCGGGAGAUAGCUCAGCAGCACAGCGCCUGCCUGGCAAGUGUAAGGUCCUGAGUUCGGUUUCUAGUAAAAAACAGUUGCAAAUCUAC
Messenger RNA from Chinchilla lanigera (long-tailed chinchilla), 3208 nucleotides. RefSeq names its product suppressor of variegation 3-9 homolog 2 (Drosophila) (gene Suv39h2). Gene Ontology annotation, cellular component: nucleus. Lineage: Eukaryota; Metazoa; Chordata; Mammalia; Rodentia; Chinchillidae. The record is from RefSeq and is a predicted model, not a curated record. Gene Ontology annotation, molecular function: histone H3K9 methyltransferase activity; zinc ion binding; protein binding.